GUCUUGUCAUCCUAACUUGCAAAAGCUCUAUCAAGGGAUGGUCCUGUUGACGAUGGAAGUUCAGGUCUCAAAGCCGCCGAGGUUCAGUUAUCAGCUAUUGCCCGUCCGUUUUGGUACCCCUGCCUAGCCGCAGCUGGAUCCGACACUGAUAAGGCCUCCCGGACGACUAAGCAGAAGCCAUGCUGACGGAGACGCUGCUGGGUUUCCUGCUGGUGGUGCUGCUGUUCGUCUUCGUCAACAGGAAGCCGCCGAACCUCCCGCCAGGCAAGUGGGGAUGGCCCGUGAUUGGCUGCCUUCCCUCCGACGACGUGUCCCUCGGCGAGCAGGUCAUGGAGCUCAGGAAGAAACACGGGGAUAUCAUUUCAUGGCGCAUGGCCAGUCGAAUCUUCAUUUUCUUCUGCGACCCGAAGCUCAUCAAAACCGCUUUCUCCAAGCUGGAAUUCUCCGACAGACCCGACUUCUAUAGCUUCGAUGUCUUCUCCAAUUUCACUAAAGCUGGUCUCACCAACAUCAACGGGAAACUAUGGGUAAACAACAGGACCUUUGCCCUUCGCCACCUGAAGCACCUGGGCAUGGGGAAGUCCUACUUAGAAGAAGCAGUUCAUUACGAAGCAGCGUGCAUGGUGGAGGACUUCAAGAAACACACGAACAAAGUGGGACGCCUGCCUUGGUCUCUGAAUGUGGCGAUCCUCAACGUCAUCUGGAAAAUGAGUGCAAACCAGCGCUUCGACGUGGACGACCCUGAGAUCCAGAGGUUCAGCAAGAUCAUCAGGUCCCUCUUCGACGACUUCCAGGGCCCCGUGGUGUGGUUCGACCUCAUGCCCUGGCUUAUCCCCAUCGCCCCGACCUUCGUCAAGCGGUGGAUGGGCAUCGAGCAGUUGAAGGAUAAGAUACAGGAGAUUUUCGAGUAUAUGGAAAAUUCCAUCAAAGAGCACCAGGUUAAGCUGGACCCACAAAACCCUAAAGAUUAUAUCGACGCUUACUUGCUGGAGAUGGAAGAGCAGAAGAAUGACCCCGAGUCCACUAUGAGCCUUUUCGACCUGAAAGUCUGCAUGGCCGAUCUGUUCACGGCUGGCAGCGAGACGACCUCCGCGACCAUCCGAUGGGGGCUGUUCCUGCUGGCGAAGCACCCCGAGAUCCAGGCGAAGGUGCAGAAGGAGAUCGACUCUGUGUUUCCCAGGGACGUCCUCCCUUCCAUUCAGCAGAGAAACAGCUUGCCCUACCUGGAAGCCACGUCACUUGAAGUCCAUCGCUAUUCCUCUAUUGUUCGUCUUGGUUUUCUCCACUUCUGUAACAAGGACACGGAGUUCAUGGGUUACACGAUUCCAAAGGGCGCUGUGCUCUCCCAACACCAUGAAUGCUGCCACACGGACCCCGCCUACUGGGAGAGACCGAACGAAUUCUACCCCGAGCACUUCCUCGACGACCAAGGAAACCUCCUUACCAAAAAGGAGGGUUUCAUGCCGUUUUCUCUGGGACGCCGCCAGUGCCCAGGGGAACCACUCGUCAGGAUGGAGCUCUUCGUCUUCUUCUCCGCCCUCCUGCAGAACUUCGUCUUCUCGGUCCCUGAGGGCAAGGAGCUCCGGCUGGAGAAGAACGCGCAAGAUUCCUUCCUCAACAUGCCAAAGGAUUUGGAAAUUGUUAUCACAAAGAGGCCUUAAAAAUAGAAUUCCCUUUUCUCUCUCUUUCGUUUACUCUCUUUCAUGCGCUCUCUCUCUCUCUCUCUCUCUCUCUCUCUCUCUCUCUCUCUCUCUCUCUCUCUCUCUCUCUCUCUCUCUCUUGUGGAGAGUAAUCUUUCUCAACUUAAUUUACUUUGCGGUUUUCGAGUUCUUUAAUAUAUUGUUCGCAAGCUUAUUGUAAAAAACGAACGCAUUUAGAAAAGGAAAGUAUUUGAACUUAUAUAUGGCUUUCUUUUCAUCUUGUAGUUCAAGUUUCUCAUGCCAAUGCAUAUAAUGUCGCUCCAUAAUGCCUAAGAUAUAUGACAUAUGUACCUAAUACAUUAUAACCAGUGCAGGUUUAUUUGUAUACGACUUAUCCACAAGAUAUAUCAUAGACAGAGUUUUGAGGUUUUAAGCCUAAUGGUGUCAAGUGUAUAGCUCAUUUGUUUCCUCUUUAUUCUCUCUUUUUCUUUCUCUUUCUCUUUCUCUUUGUCUUUUCUCUCUCUUUCUCUCUCAUCUCUCUCUUCCUCUUCCUCUUCCCCUCUCUCUCUCUCUUUCUCUCUCCACCUGUCAUAAUGAUGACAAAAUUCGAAAUUAGCGAAUGAAUUCCAUUAGUCAACACGAAUAUGAACGAUAAUUCAAAAUACGAUUGACUGACAGGCAUGGAUGAUUUCAUCUGUCUCCUCUAUCAGUUUCACUAAUUAUUCAGAAAGCUAUUAGCAAAGGAAAGUAGGAUCACUAGUCUCUUGUAACUCAUUCUCGCCUUCCCUGUGCAGGUAUCUGUAUUAUUAAGCUAAUAAAUAAUUACAGGAGAA
Penaeus chinensis is the source of this 2473-nucleotide messenger RNA. Its product is annotated as cytochrome P450 2L1-like. NCBI's taxonomy places the organism in Eukaryota, Metazoa, Arthropoda, Malacostraca, Decapoda, Penaeidae. The transcript has 11 exons. Gene Ontology annotation, biological process: xenobiotic metabolic process. Gene Ontology annotation, cellular component: intracellular membrane-bounded organelle; cytoplasm. Bases 180 to 1661 code for a protein of 493 amino acids. The record is from RefSeq and is a predicted model, not a curated record. Gene Ontology annotation, molecular function: heme binding; oxidoreductase activity, acting on paired donors, with incorporation or reduction of molecular oxygen, reduced flavin or flavoprotein as one donor, and incorporation of one atom of oxygen; iron ion binding.